Messenger RNA from Folsomia candida, 3308 nucleotides. RefSeq lists its product as uncharacterized. The transcript has 4 exons. Lineage: Eukaryota; Metazoa; Arthropoda; Collembola; Entomobryomorpha; Isotomidae. The record is from RefSeq and is a predicted model, not a curated record. The coding region runs from base 1049 to 2554 and encodes 501 amino acids.
CCAAAGGCGAACUUUUGCAAGACCAUUUUACACACAAACCACGUCUAGGCAACCAGCCCAACAUACAUAUUACAGCUGCAUUGCACUCUUUUUUUUACUACUCGCCAAGUUCUAUGUACUCACUUUUUACCAGAUUCUCGUCCACCACCCCAGUUUAAAUCCACAGUUUCAAAAAUAAAAUAAAAUUCUGUGUAAUAGUAAUUUCGCCUGGAAAGUUUUGAAAAAGAGGGCAGGGAGGAUGGUGCGAGGGUGGUGAAACGACGAGGUGGCGAAAUUGUUAGGUGCCAAAAAAACCAAGGCUCUCUAACCACACAGUUAACUAAAGUAGGAACAAUUCGCAACUUGGAAUAGUGGCAAAAUUCUUUCGCCCCAGUUUUCUGGCCUCAAUAAAUUCAAGAGUAAAGUUUUUGUUACCAAUUGCAGAAAAUAUAAGUAUACCUCAACUUUUUUUGAGACUAUAAUAAAUCAUUAAUAUAUUUCUAACUGGUGCGUUUCGCACUUUCUUAAAUAAAAUUCUUAUACUUUUUUUCCCAGUUGAAAAUUAACUUGUAACAAAUGAGAGUAAAUUUCAUUGUUGUCAGGUUUAUGGUCAAUGUCUCCGCUGAUAUCAAUUUGAUAUCAAUGGGAUUUUGUAGAGGUGUCAUUUGAACAAGUAGAGGAGCCUAAAAAUCUAAAUUUUUUGAUUAAAAAUUAAAUUUUCCCAUUCAUUCUUCUCCUAAAUCUUGAAAUAAAAACAUAAUCCUUAAAUUUCGGACGGUAGGAAAAAACUAAACUUUCCCUUAACUUAAAAAUCAUUGCAUUAAUAUAAUCGUGAAAGGAAAUAGGCAGUCAAAAUCCGAUUCUCAUUAAACAAAGCUAUACAAUCUUCAGUAUUAUAACAAGUCAUUCGCACAGUGAUUGUAGUAGAAAAAUAACGAUUGAUUGACGUACAUUUUAUACAUACUUAUCGCGUAAGAAGAACACAAUUUUAACAAUUCGGAAUAAAAGCAACUAAAUCGGACCUCUGGAACUGCAUGACAUUCUACUUUUGCUCAGGAUUCUUAAGAAAAUGGCUCACUCUGGCACUGGAAUCGGCCUUAGUGACACACAAUUCGAUGCAGAGUUGAGGCGUAAUGAGAUUGAUCACGACUUUUUUGACAACCCAUGCGGUAACAGCUUUACCUCAGAGGACAGCUUGGGGUCUGAUGUUCCUUGCAGGACGAAAAAAUCCGAGGAUGAAACUCGAACUGAAGAACAACAUGAACUAGGGGCAAGUGAAGCCGAUAACCGACCAGGACCUCGACUCCGUCUCAAUUUGGACAUGGCUGCUGCUGCACGACAAUCACGACAUCACGACGAUGACGACUUGGUCACCCCUGACACUUGUGUAGCCUCACCAAGCACACGCUUUACUUUGCCAGCACCAUAUUCUGGACACAUUCAUUCAUCUGGAGGUUUCUUUAACUCAGGAAUGCAGGGAAGUGGAUCUGGACCGCAUUCAUCCUAUUUAACUACGGAUCCUCAUAAAUAUGCUGAACAAAAUACAGGGAAUGCAUUUAUCGAUUGUCCUCUGGAAACACGGGAGAAAUUAUUUGACCUCAGCAGCAGUAGUUCUGAGGGAGACUCGGAUUCAGAUGCAGGGUCUGACGGUUGGACUUUGGACACUGAAGAUGAAGAAUUUGUAGACCUGCUGGAGAAAUACUAUGAUUACAUUGAUCUUGGAGAAUCUGAUAAUUCGGACUUGACUGAAGUUUCUCCAAUGUCAUCAUUCUCAGCCAGUCCCCACCCUUCGUUCGGAAGGAACGUCCAAGAAGUUCCCGACCAUGCUGAUCCAGUUUAUAAAGUCGAUGAUCGAACUUACAACCGACUUAAUGGUAUGAUGGGUCGCACUGAGAAAUUGCCUCUUGCCAAACCCCUUCCUCCUCUUAUCAUCCACACAUUGGAGGACGUUCCAAUUAUCAGGCCUCGACCGGCUACUUUUGCACAAGGAUUUGUAAUCCCAAAAAAGGAGGAUGCUUUCCCAGAGCCUCUUCUCAUGAAGGCGAUCAACUCUGACAAUAAUAUCGAUGAGCGUCCAAGUAACAGUCUUAGCCAUCGUAAGGGUUCAUUGGAUGGGUCGGACAUUAAGCCAUCUUCCAGCGCAAGUAAUAUGUCUACUUCCACCUCAUCGGCUUCAUUUCGGAGCAAAAGUGAAAAUAACUUGCUUCAACAAGCAGAAUCAUCCAGCAUGUCUGUCCCAUCAUCGCUCGAUUCAUUCGCCCUAAUCGCUCAGUUUCAAGAAACCCAAGAAAACAAUAAACCCUACAGAAAAUCCGAGAGAAAGAGUUCAGAUUCCACCAGAAGCUUUACCUGUGCUCAGAUAACUCAUGUCAAGGGGACAAUUCAGCAUCAUCGAUAUGGAUAUCAUAACCAUCAACCAGUUAAGGCUUCAGCAACUAUUGCACGACAACGUCAACAACGACGAAUUGAACAUGAGAAUUCGAUCUUGGUGCGACGCUUGCAAAGUGUGAAACCGUCAAAAGAAAUUGUGGAAGCCUUCAGAUCUGGAACGAAUAAUUUAAAAUGCACUUUCUAAAACUAAAUUCAAAAUUACCAAAUGCAAACUUUCAGAAUAUUCAGAUGUAUUUAAAAAUCCAAGCAAAUCAAAAUCAUUUAUCCAGGGCCUCAUGAUUUCUUUUAUCAAUAUUAGAUUAUGAUAGUGGUUAGUAAUUUUAAAAUUGCAGAUUGUAGUUUUAUUUGACAAGUGGAAAAUAAUAUGUGUACUGAAUUUUAGGGAGUUAAAUGGUGCAUCAAGGUAUUUUUUCAAAAGUAAUGCAAACUUUCUUUAAAUUACUAGCAACGAUAUCAGAGUCUAUAUGAUUUAGUAUUUCAAAACAAAAUUAUUUUCAAUUAUGUAUUUCAUUAUUAUAGUUACCCCUAUUCCUAUUAUAAAAGUGUUUUAAACAUUGUAGCACUGUACAAUUUCAAAAGAUGUGUUAAAUCAUUAGCUUAUUGUAAAAAAAACUUCAUGCAAAAUGAAUCCAAUGUUGAAUGUAAUAUGUCAUUACUAAGUAACAUUACGGCGAGUUCACAAUUCAUAAUCAGUCAAAAACUAUAAUUUUGUGAUGUAAACGCCUGGGUAUCGAACAGUAUAUCUAAAAAAAUAUGAAGGUAAAUCGAAAGAGUCUUAAAAGCUGGAAUAAUUCCAUGACGUCUGCAAUUGCCAAACGUCGAACCAAAUCAACCGCAACUGAAUACUUAUUAUACGCAAAAUUUUCUCAAAAAUGUUCUUGCAAUUUGCUUGUAAUAAUGGUAAGAAAGCUAAAUAAAGUCUUUUUAUUACAAAAGUG